UCAGUGAAGGCAACAUCCCAAACAGCAGCCCCGCAGUCCGUCUCUCUUCCUUUUCCAGCAGCGCCCGCAAUCAUGACGGACGUUCUUGCGGAACAGAACCUGAAACUAGUCCAGGACCGUGAGCUAAACGGGGAGGCCGAGAUCAGGGAAGAGGCCGACCCAGUCGAAGAGGCAGCGAAAAAGAAGAAGAAGAAGAAAAAGAAGGGCAAAUCUGCGACGACAGCUGUUGAGACGGAGGCAGAUGGAGUGGUGGAAGUAACCAAACAGCUGGAGAAGCAGGUGAUUGAAGACAAAGAGAAGGAGGAGGAUGGCGAGGAAGAUGGAGAUGAUGGUGAAAAUGCUGCAGGAAAGAAAAAGAAGAAGAAAAAGAAGAAGAAAGGAUCCAAGACGCAAACUGACCCCCCAUCUGUUCCCAUCUGUGAGCUAUACCCAAGUGGUGUGUUUCCCAUUGGACAGGAGUGUGAAUACCCCGUCUCUCAGGAUGGUCGGAGCGCGGCGUGGCGUAUGACCAACGAGGAGAAGCGGGUGCUGGAUAAAGCCAACGAAGAGGUGUGGAGCGACUUCAGGCAGGCAGCCGAGGCCCACAGACAAGUCCGCAAACAUGUUCGCAGCUUCCUCAAACCAGGCCUGACCAUGAUCGAAAUCUGCGAGCGUUUGGAGGAUUGUUCUCGUAAGCUGAUCAAGGAGAACGGGCUGAACGCCGGCCUGGCCUUCCCCACCGGCUGCUCCCUGAACCAGUGCGCUGCCCACUACACCCCCAACGCUGGAGACACCACCGUCCUGCAGUACGACGACGUCUGCAAGAUCGACUUCGGCACUCACAUCAACGGGCGAAUCAUUGACUGUGCCUUCACCGUCACAUUUAACCCAAAGUAUGACAAGCUGCUGGAGGCUGUGAGGGACGCCACCAAUACUGGAAUCAAAAACGCCGGCAUUGAUGUGCGCCUGUGUGAUGUCGGAGAAGCCAUUCAGGAGGUGAUGGAGUCCUACGAGGUGGAGCUGGAUGGAAAAACUUACCAAGUAAAGCCAAUCAGAAACCUGAACGGUCACUCGAUUGGUCAGUACCGGAUACACGCUGGGAAGACGGUGCCCAUUGUUAAAGGAGGGGAAGCAACAAGAAUGGAGGAGGGAGAGGUUUAUGCCAUCGAGACGUUCGGCAGCACAGGUAAAGGUGUGGUCCACGACGACAUGGAGUGCUCUCACUACAUGAAAAACUUUGAUGUCGGCCACGUCCCCAUCAGGCUGCCCCGAGCGAAACAUCUGCUCAACGUGAUCAACGAGAACUUCGGCACGCUGGCGUUCUGCCGCCGCUGGCUGGACCGCCUUGGCGAGAGCAAGUACCUGAUGGCCCUGAAGAACCUGUGCGACCUGGGCAUUGUGGACCCCUACCCACCUCUCUGUGACACCAAAGGCUGCUACACUGCUCAGUUUGAGCACACCAUCCUGCUCAGGCCCACCUGCAAGGAGGUGGUGAGCCGAGGAGACGACUACUGACCGCCCUCUACCUGACUCUUCUGCCCUCAGCACAUGCAUCUCGAGCCCUCGUUAGAGAAACGGCAGAAAAGAGCUUCUUAAAAUGUGGGGUUGGUUCAGAACAGCAGCAAAGAUUAACAAAUGUUAUGUAGUACGCCCACGAUGCACCGUGCAGUUUUAAGGAAGGAGAGCUGCCUUUAGAGUUUUCUAUCAACUACAGGUAGUUUUUUGGAUCAUAUGUAGGGAAAGGAAAAGACAUACAUGUUAAGCAGUUGAUGUUUUAAAGCUGUUGCUGAAUUCAGUGAGAACUCGGUAUUUAAACAGAAGGUGAGCGUGGGAAAUCUGACUUUAGUUUCUAUGACUCCAGUCUGACUUCUCCAGUUUGGUCACUGGUAUAAAUGGUCAUAGACAAGUCUGAGCAGCUCUGUGUCUGGCUUCUGUCUCUACAGGAGUGAACUCUGCACCCUGGCCCUCCAAACAAUUAUUUUUUUUUAAAUAUCUCAGAAAUGGCCACUGCUGUUCCCUGUUAA
This is a messenger RNA of Nematolebias whitei (Rio pearlfish), 2003 nucleotides long. RefSeq names its product methionyl aminopeptidase 2a (gene metap2a). The transcript is spliced from 11 exons. NCBI's taxonomy places the organism in Eukaryota, Metazoa, Chordata, Actinopteri, Cyprinodontiformes, Rivulidae. Gene Ontology annotation, molecular function: metalloaminopeptidase activity. The record is from RefSeq and is a predicted model, not a curated record. Gene Ontology annotation, biological process: proteolysis. The coding region runs from base 73 to 1494 and encodes 473 amino acids.